CCAGUUACCCACUGGGAACAGGCAGAGCCGAUACUGUGACCCUGGCCACAACCCAGGGGCUCCAAAUUCUGAGCCUCUCCUCCUGCAGGGGCUCCUCCCGUCCAUGGUCUGUGUGCUUUCAUGGAGACCCCUCUGUGGUCCGCUGUCUGUCUGUCGCCUGCCUCUGCCAUCAGGCUUGGAGCUUCCCCGAACCCUCCGGAGUCUGUCCAAGCCAGUGGCUCCUCGUGCCGCUCACGGCCGGCCUUGCCCCGGGCUGGCUCUGUCUCCUCCUGUGGGUCUCAGCUAAUGGCGGACCACGGACACUGACCACCUGUGGGAAGUGAUGCGCCCCGGCCCCUCUGUCACACCGGCCGCCCCAUUUUCUCGGCAGUCCCCACCACUGAUGGUUGCUGUAUUUGGGUCUUUGUCACAUGGCUCCCCCAGAGAAGAGAGAAGCCUGCUCAGAGAGGUUACUGAAAACAGGAACCUGACCUUCUGCAAGUCCCACGCCUUCCUCAUUUCUAGCAGAGGAAGUGUGUGGCUGCUUUAGCAACCACUGUUCUUGAUAGCUUGGACUUCUCUACACCCGCGGAGGCCUGGCCACCUGCUCGCUCUGCGGGAGCAGCGGCAGCUGAUGGAGAGGCGGUGACGGUGCUCCUGGCAGUCGCUCCGUAGCUGCUCCCAGGGGAGACCAUGCCCAGCUUCUGAAGCUCUCGUUCCUGGUGCACAGCAUCAGACCACAGGCAGCACCAAGCAAGCCCCAAGUCAACUGGGCGGACGGUUGGACACAGUGGACGGACAAUUGAGGCAACAGGGCCAUGAGCCAUUGUCUGUCCCAACGCUUUCCCCACUGUAUUUGAGAACGCUGAGGCCAAGGAGGAGAAGAGACCCGCUCGAGCUUGCAGUGAGUUAGCUGGCCACCCAAUACCACCAAGGGAUCUAGCUUUGCAACCUAGCCAGAGAAGGGUAGCUGGUGAGUGCCUCCCACACGACCGAGGGCAACUCCCUGCAGCCGUGUGACCUCUCCGUGCCGUGUGUCCGCACUGCCCAGAGGUCCUUGGGGAUCUUUCUUCCUCCCCGUGCAGCAAGGCAGCGGCACGGCCGCUGGGAAAGGCCGUCGGUGCCAAAGUCAGGAGAGGCGUCCCGCAUCUUCGACAGCCCGGAGAGACAGAGCGAUGGGAAACAGUAUGAGAUCCGCCCCGGCACCCCCCGAGAGGCCCGUGCCCAGCCCAGAUGGACCGGACGGUGACUUCCUGGCCGUGCUGAGUGACUACCCAUCCCCUGACAUCAGCCCCCCCAUAUUCCGCCGAGGGGAGAAAUUACGCGUGAUUUCUGAUGAAGGGGGCUGGUGGAAAGCCAUUUCCCUUAGCACUGGCCGAGAGAGUUAUAUUCCUGGAAUAUGUGUGGCCAGAGUUUACCAUGGAUGGCUGUUUGAAGGGCUGGGCAGGGACAAGGCGGAGGAACUUCUGUUGCUGCCGGACACGAAGAUGGGCUCCUUCAUGAUCCGAGAGAGUGAGACCAAAAAAGGUUUUUAUUCCCUCUCGGUGAGACACAGGCAGGUGAAGCAUUAUCGCAUCUUCCGCCUUCCGAACAACUGGUAUUACAUCUCCCCGAGGCUCACCUUCCAGUGCCUGGAGGACCUGGUGAAUCACUAUUCUGAGGUGGCUGACGGUCUCUGCUGUGUGCUGACCACACCCUGCCUCACUCAGAGCACGGCCGCCCCGGCAGUGAGGGCCCCCGACUCACCUGUCACCUUGCGCCAGAAGACCUUUGACUGGAAAAGGGUAGCCAGACUGCAAGAUGACCCCGAGGGAGCCAGGAACUCGCUUGGCGUGGAUGAGUCCCUUUUCAGCUACGGCCUUCGGGAAAGCAUCGCUUCCUACCUGUCCCUGACCAGCGAUGACAGCACGUCCUUUGACCGAAAGAAGAAAAGCAUGUCCUUGAUAUACAGCGGCAGUAAGAGGAAGAGCUCGCUCUUCUCGCCACCAUAUUUUGAAGACUAGCCUCAGAACAGACACCGUGGCGUGUGCCCCAAAUAACGGAGGUUUGAACCGUCACCUGGAAUCUGGCAGAGAGGCCCGGGUCCCUGGUCCCUGGGGAACCGCACACCUUCCAGAAGCCACGAGAAGGCACCUGGAGACUUGAACUCACAUCUUCUCUAGCCACAUCACGACCAAGGGAGCCCCUCCCUGGCGUCUGAUCAGUACUGAGACGUCGCGGAACGUCGCUGAAUCAGGAUGUGAUCUGGCAACACUUCAGAAGAGCCUGCGCAUUCGUGUGUGCUUAUUGUGUUUGUGGGAAAGAUAAAGACAUUAUCUUACAAGAAAGGGCACAAGACUGUCCUCGAACAAACUGUCCAGAUGGUCACACUCUGAGCUCCUCAGAGAUAACUUCUCAAUGACGAAGGCCUGAGAAGGAGAUGAGCUGAAAGCCGUGGCCUGGCCAGUCUAGGUUUGCAAGUUGGUCUCCUGCGUUCAACUUUUCUAACCCAACCAUAACCAGACCGUUGGUAUGCAGCUCCCCUCUUUUUAAGGGAAUUCGGUGACACUAAACACGUUAAUCUUCCCUAUUAUCCCUGAAGCAGGAGAUCCUGUUGGCCUCCUGGUGUCAGAGCCUCAUGUACAGAAGUCAGAUGGCCUCCCUGCUUCUGCAGAGGGCAGGUGGGAGAGAGGGAGGCCGCCUGCAGGGAAGUGUGAGGGUAGCCCUGGAACAGGGCAAACUCAUGGUGUCCCCAGCCAUGGUUCUGCAGCACAGGAAGGGCUUCUCCGACCCACUGAGAUUCUCACCAGUAAUAAUGCAAUUAUUCACUCAUGAUUGCCUGAAGAGGCACUGUGUUGGGUCCCACGUCAGAGAAAGGAAGGAAGGAAGGAAGGAAGGAAGGAAGGAAGGAAGGAAGGGAAGAAGGAAGGAAGGGAAGAAGGAAGGAAGGGAAGAAGGAAGGAAGGAAGGAUCAGCAGAGGCACUCAGCGUAGACAGGGAAAAAAGUGUACAAACCAAUAUCGUGAAAGAGGGGUAUAAAAAGGAAAUCAGCUCAUGGCUCGGGGGUGGGGAAACCGGAUCAGGUAAGGGUGUCCCAUGAGCUCACGUCUCAGUUGGACUUCAUAGAGUAUGAGUUCAGCUGGAUUGAGUAGGUGAGAAUGAUUGGCUUUUUCGGAGGGAAAAAAAAAAAAAAAAGGAAACUGAUUAAUUCUAAAGAAUUAAUUCCUCCA
Molecule: messenger RNA, 3188 nt
Organism: Panthera uncia (snow leopard)
Lineage: Eukaryota; Metazoa; Chordata; Mammalia; Carnivora; Felidae
Gene: SLA
Product: Src like adaptor
Exons: 11
Coding region: 1155-1982 (275 amino acids)
Molecular function (GO): protein binding
Source: RefSeq, a predicted model, not a curated record